AUGGCUGUCAAACGCACGAUGCCUUCCGGGCACACAGCGGGCAUCUUUGCCGACAUGACCCUCGAUGGGCCCGAGAUAGGCACCCUGGUCGCCAUUGUUGAUCGAGCAAAGAACCUACCCAAUCGAAAAACCAUGGGCAAGCAAGAUCCAUACUGUGCCAUGAGAUUGGGUAAAGAAGCCAAAAAGACCGACACUGAUAGGAGAGGAGGACAGACCCCAAGGUGGGACCAAGAACUGCGAUUUACCGUCCGUGACGCACCCGACUACUACAAGCUGAAGGUCUCCAUCUUCAACGAUGACAAAAAGACCGAUCUCAUCGGCGAGUGCUGGAUUGACCUGUCCGACCUCAUUAUCCCGGGAGGAAAAGCCAAUGACCUCUGGCAUCAGCUGAAUUUCAAGGGCAAAUACGCUGGCGAUAUUCGUCUCGAAAUGACCUAUUACGACACGAAACCCAAUGCAGAGAUUGAAGCCACGAAAGAGAGACAAAGACAGAGGGCGAACUCUCCCGCCACAAAUUCGAGCCCACAUUCAGCUCCUCGCCAGCUAGGCCCCCGCGAAAUCAAGCGUCGACCACUACCUACAGGCCCCGGCCUCGCCGGCGCCCAACCUGCCGACUUCCCCCAGCCGUUGCGCAUCCAGAAUAGGCAGCAAGUCACACCUACAGAACAACCUGCCUACGUCCAUCCACACUACGUUCCUCAACCUCAACAGUACGUUGGCCCCGAAGGACCCGACGAUUAUGAACAAUACCGCAACAACCCAUAUGCAGACCAAUAUGAAGUAAGAGAUCGCGAGUAUGAUUUCGAAGCAACACAACCCACCUACGACGGAGGAUUCAGUCAGAGUUUGCCGCCCGUACCCAUGGAACCGCCUCCCCUUGAAGCUCGACACAGUGAUCCUGGCCCACUGUCCAGCAGCCCCCAACAAGGGUCGUCCUACUACAACUCCUCGCCUCCUGUCCGACCGAGUCCGACUGACCCAAGAUCGCAUCGGAUGAGCUCUUCGCCAACCAAAUAUGCGGCCUACCGGGACAGCCCUCUUCGUCAGUCGAUAGCCCCACAAGACGUCCCUUCAUUGCCUGCGAUACCUCCCAAGGUGCCACUAGGAUAUGAGGACGAACCUCCCUCUCCGCCACCUCCUCCUCCACCAGCACAUCGGGGCAGCCUUCCACGCCCGCUGGAAUUAACCUAUGGCACACCACCCCGUAUGCCCCAGCCGCCUCAACGUGACUCGAUUGGCGACAGAAGUCCGCUACAAAUGAUAGAGCACAACUACAGCCCCUACCCGCCGUCGGAUCGGGGGUCUACUCAGCGGCAGCAUCGAAAGUCGUUCAACCAUUCUGAAGUUCCGGUUCCACAAGUUGAGCGCCCAACCAGUUCAGCUGGGGACUUCCCUGCUCCUCAUCAAGUGGGUGUAAACUAUGGAGUUGACUUUCUUGCCGAGCCUGUUGAACAAGAUAAUCAAGGUCGAUACAUCCGACGUAACUCAAUGAUCGAGGAUCACGAUGAUCCAUAUCGAGCACCGCAGCGGGCACAGACGUUCGACUCCAGCGACUUUGACCAUGCCAACACUUACAGGUCGGACCCGCACGUUGUUCGCCCGAGACCCGUCAGCCCAAAUGUGAAUGUCGCAGUGCCGCGCAAGUCAGUCAGUCCCGCGCCACCAAUGGAUGAUAGACCUCAGUUUGGAAGCACACCCUUCGGGCCUGAUUCCUACAACGUGCUCAACCCGAGCUCUGGUCCGGCACAAAACGGGCCUCGACCGACUUAUCCAGCGAAACAAGAGAAGCCUGGCGAGAUCGAACCGAUUAUUGGAAAUGAUGGCCGCGUUAUCGACCCUUCAGAUCAUUUGCCAGCAGAAACGUGGGCCCCCGAGCCAGAGCGAAAGAAUCGGCAGCCUGAGCAUGUCAUCCGCAUACGGACCCGUGCAGAUGCACAGCAGACCCGAGCCGGUUCUUCGCCUGUUGCGGCGAGGACACCUCCGUCUCACAUAUCUUACAACAGCUCACCUGCUCCAGUGAAUGAGCCGGCCGUGAGUCCAACAUCGGAGCGUCGUAGGAAUAGGCUUCAAAAGCCAAUGCCUGCAACGCGUCCAUUGCCGGCUCAGCCAUUCCAGCAUGCUCAGACCAGCCCUGCGGCGAUCCCACAAACCAAGCAGUUCGAUCAAAGCAGCCCGGCACCGCAUCCCCGACCUCCGUCGAGCCACGGUAGCCAGAACAACAUGCAGAGAAGCUCGAUACCAUCUUCUCCUCAUUCCGCUGGCCCACCGCGUCCGCCUUUGACCGACUACCAGGUCCCCAUGUAUGGCCGCAACUCCUACUACCAAACAACGCCCACGAAGGUGCAGAUGCCGCGUCCACAGAGUUAUGCACCGCCAAGUGUACAUGACGAUCCUCUCGCUGCAGAAUUGAGCAUGAUUGAUAUUGGCCCGUCUCGAGGAGGUGGCCGAACCGCUGUGAGGAGUAGAGGGUACAGCGGAUACUGA
This is a messenger RNA of Cyphellophora europaea CBS 101466, 2484 nucleotides long. RefSeq lists its product as uncharacterized. The transcript has 2 exons. Bases 1 to 2484 code for a protein of 827 amino acids. The record is from RefSeq and is a predicted model, not a curated record. Lineage: Eukaryota; Fungi; Ascomycota; Eurotiomycetes; Chaetothyriales; Cyphellophoraceae.